AUGGAUGCAAAGUACAACAACGGAGUAAGGAGAGACAACUUUUCCUCCACCGCCACCACCGACGUUCUCUACCACCUAAAUUCUCUCCCAUUCUCCGACCAGCGACGCUUUCUCUUCUCGAACCUCAAUCUGAAGCAAACCCAGAUCCCUCCCAGUCCCAAAGUCCUGCCAACUUUGGCCACUAGAAGUUUCUCCCACGAUAAAAACAACGCCAUCGACGAGAAACCUGAAUUCACCGACUUCGCUGCCGCUAAUUUCCAAUCGGAGAAGAAAUCAUUCCCUUUUCAGAACAGGAACUAUAAUCUGAUGCUUUGUUUAUUGCUUUCAUCUUUGAGGGCCGAGGUCCUGGGAUCUAUUGUCGAUGGGAAUUAG
Molecule: messenger RNA, 372 nt
Organism: Linum trigynum
Lineage: Eukaryota; Viridiplantae; Streptophyta; Magnoliopsida; Malpighiales; Linaceae
Source: the annotation of a GenBank genome assembly